GCUGAAUAUGAGCUAUAUAACCAAUUGCUUGUUUAUAAGCGGUCUGCUUAAGCAAGAUUCUAAUUACUGAAUUACAUUUUAAUAUUAAGUCGUAGAGUUAAGACUUGGAUUACAGUAUUUAAGAUAGUGGCGACAUCCAAAUCGGUUUCAGUUUACUCAACAACAGUGAUUUACGAAGUGUUUAUUUUACAAGACCUAAAAAAAAUGAUUGGUGCAAGGCGGAAAAAGCAAAUAGCUAUCGAAGUGCUCGAACAACGCUUGCAAAGUGAAGGAGUAUUGAAUUACAACUUGAGUACAGAGGACAUCGAGCGAAGCCCGAUGCGCAAUUACUUCAGAGGGAAAACAGUUUUCCUAACUGGAGGCACAGGGUUUCUAGGGCAAUUACUGUUGGAGAAAUUGUUAAGGUGCGAGGUUCACAUGGUCUAUUUGCUGGCGCGUACUAAAAAGAAUAAAACCUCACAUGAGCGGCUCGAUGAAUUGUUUGAACAGACGCAAUUCGCUAAGCUGCGCAGAGAAUACCCCAACUACCGCAAUCAUGUCAGCAUAAUCGAAGGCGAUAUGUCCAUCAUUGGCUUAGGUAUAUCAGAUACACACCGUCAGCUGUUGGCGGAGACAGUUGAGAUCGUUUUGCACGCCGCAGCUGAAGUGCGCUUCAAUGACAGUCUGCAUAAACUAGUGACCAUUAAUUUGCGUGGCACGCGACAAAUGUUGCAACUGGCGGAGAGUUUCAAAAAACUACAAGUUUUUCAUUAUGUGUCAACUGCCUUCAGCAAUUGCAAGCCGAAUUGUCAAGUGGUCAAGGAAGACUUCUGCGAGCCACCGCUGGAGCCAGACAUACUUAUAGCCUACGCUGAAAAGUUCAAUAAUACGGCCACAGACUUAGAUAUAUUCGACACCAUAACAGCUAGGAUGAUAGGUGAGUGGCCUAACACAUAUACCUUUUCGAAGUGUCUUUCAGAAGAACUCGUACGACGUAGCGCCGCAAAAUUUCCCACAUGCGUUUCACGGCCCAGCAUUGUCAUAUCUACCAACCGUGAGCCAAUUCCUGGUUGGAUAAAUAAUGUCUACGGUAUCACUGGCGGUAUAUUCGCUUUAGCGGCUGGCCUUUCGCGUUUGCUACCCAUCUAUCCACACAAACAUAUCGAUAUAAUUUGCGCUGAUUUCACGAUAAACGCCAUAUUAGCAGCUACUUGGUCCUUGCAUCAGGAUGUGGUGGCACAUAAAAACUUAAUCAAUUCGACGAAUGCGCUUAAAGAGCAGUCAACAGUAGCAGCCAUAACUGAGGUCUCAACAAACGCACCGAGCCCCAAGGUGUUCGCUAUAGUAUCUUCUACAUACUUACCAGUUCAAGCUAUGACAACUGAGACUUUGUCGCAUUAUCUCAGCAAUCCACUGGAACGUCAUUUAUGGGUUUUAUGUCCGAAUUUAGUCGGCAAUAAACUGCUUUUUAGAUACCUUAGCAUAUACUAUCACCUAAUAGGUACUCUGUGCCUUGAUUUAGGUCUUAAAAUACUCAGGCGAAAAGAGCGCAUAUUACCUUGGGUGCGCAAAACACAAGUGUUCCUCAAUGCAGUUGCUUACUUCAUUCACUACGAGUGGAUAUUCGAGAAUACCAAUAUGCGUGCCGUCUGGGACCGCAUGGAUCCAAUCGACCACAAGAUUUUCCUCUGCGACACGCGUUUAUUUGACUAUAAUAAAUGGUGUUACACAUACAUGCAGGGCAUGAAAUAUUUCAUUUGCGAUGAUCAAUUGGAAAAUCCGAAAUCUGCGGCUGUGAGUUAUCGACGCAGGCAAAUGGUGCAUUCGGUUUUUAAGUAUAUCUUCUACGUCUCCCAAGCUGUGCUGAUCUAUGCGGUAAUCAGGGGCUUUGGAUUGCAUGAAGUAUUCAUGAAAUUAAUCAGCAUUAGAUUUGGUUUCGGAAACAGUCCAACAAAUGUAACAUAGACUGUAACUUCUGCUUUCUAUAACUCAUAAAUGUUGUGUAAAGUGACAAUAAAGGCACCUAGGUUUUCUAAUAUAUACAUAUAUGUAUAUAUAUAUA
Bactrocera oleae (olive fruit fly) is the source of this 2041-nucleotide messenger RNA. Its product is annotated as fatty acyl-CoA reductase wat. Gene Ontology annotation, biological process: long-chain fatty-acyl-CoA metabolic process. The record is from RefSeq and is a predicted model, not a curated record. Gene Ontology annotation, molecular function: alcohol-forming very long-chain fatty acyl-CoA reductase (NADP+) activity. Lineage: Eukaryota; Metazoa; Arthropoda; Insecta; Diptera; Tephritidae. Gene Ontology annotation, cellular component: peroxisome.